AUAGAAAAACAAAGUUCAGUAAAGGCCUCUAAUAGAAAAGCAUAUUUGUUUAGCAGACUAUGCUGAUAAUGUAAUAAUAUGAUAAGAGAAACAUUCUGAAGAUAAAAUCAAAUGGCAUAAAAAGGUGAUAUAAACCUUACGUUAAUGGAAUUUACAUUACAACGGAAUAUGAUGACGUCAGAAUACAAGCUGGUUGCACUGGUUUUCAUUACAAUGACGCAAGUUAUAGCAGGAGUGUCAGACCAGUCGAAUUCAACAAUGUACAAGAUAUUGCGCCGAUUAACUACUGAUUACCACAAAGAACUGCCUCCAGCAUAUGAGCGUUCUGACAGUCAGGUGAUGGUAAAUAUAAACUUGUACAUACAAUCCAUGUAUGCCUUUAACGAUGUUAAUAUGGACUAUUCUUUGACCAUGUUUCUACGGGAACGCUGGGUUGACGAACGAUUAAGCUUCAUUGAAACACAAUCAAAUCAUAGACUAGAGUUGGAAGGCUCAAUGGUCGAUAAACUAUGGGUACCUGAUGUUUAUAUCCUGAACGAAAAAAAGUCAAACUAUCAUGAUGUUACAGUUCCAAAUAAGAUGGUGCAUCUUUAUCCAAACGGCACAAUCCAAUUUAGUGCAAAAGUUACUGGAACUUUUUCAUGUAUAAUGUUUCUGAAAAAAUACCCGUUCGAUACACAAAUAUGCCACUUAGAGAUGGAAAGUUAUGGACACAGUAUAGAAACAUUGAAGUUUCGUUGGAGCGAUGAAGCCGUAUCAAUGGCAACAGGCAUAGAAUUUCCUCAUUUUUGGCUUGUCAAUUUUACUACAUAUGAAUGCGAAAAGAUGUAUUACAGUGGUACAUAUUUGAUGUACCCAUGUAUUGGAGUGAUGUUUACAAUGCAAAGAAAUUACGAGUUUCACAUUUUGCAUGUUUAUUUACCAAGUAUUUUGAUUGUACUUUUGUCUUGGUUGAACUUCUGGUUGGACUGUACGGCGGUUCCUGCAAGAAUCACACUUGGUCUUCUCACAGUGCUAACCAUGACAACACAAAGUUCUAACUCCAUGUACAAUCUGUCGCAUGUGUCAUAUCUCAAGGCUAUUGACGUUUAUAUGGCUGUGUGUCUGACAUUUGUUUUUCUUGGCCUUGUGGAGUUUGCCUACGUAAAUGUUCUCACACGUGCCGAGAGGAAAGACCCAGCAGAAAAACGAGUUGGACUGAAAGUUGCUGACGUUGCUUUGAAAACACAAAUAGAUAAAACCAAACCUAUCUUCAACAAUAUGACGACAUGGAAUACACUCUUGUGCUUCAAAAGUCUCUCAAAUUUAGGUCGUGCCCACCUUGUUGACAAGAUUUCCAGGAUUUUGUUUCCUUUUGUGUUUGGGUUAUUCAACCUGUUUUAUUGGUGUUUUUAUGUUAUUUUUUAAAAGAUCCUAUUAAAAAUUGAUGUGUAGAUAAAACAACUAAUGAAAUUCACAUGGUGUUGAUUCUAUAUUUCCUAUUUUCCAUAUUGUGUCAAUGACAAGAUGAUUAUUAAUGACGCUUUCAACAUCAAUAACAACUCGUAACUCUUUAAAUAACUAAUGUCACUAGUUGACAACGUAUUGUAUGGACAAUUAAACAAAAGUUGUUGUGUAAAUUAUAACGGUAUAAUGUACAUUUUGUUGAUAAUAUUCACGUAAGGCAAUUUAACCAAGUCGUCACUUAAAAUAUAUCAAUAUAUCUGAUUUGAAGUAAGUUCUAUCAAUCAAUGGUAGUGACUUCCACAUCGAUUAAACAAAGCCUUAUAUUCAACAGGACAGGCUUUUAUGCAUUCGUCUAUGGAUUCAGGUAAAAAAACAUUUACAGUUCCUAUUAAAAUAAAUGAUACAACAAUUUUUCAAGAGAACUACUAAUUAAUUUUGUCACAAAACUAUUCAUAUGACAAAAAAAACUGGCUCAGUGGGUAAGUUCUGCUGUGUUUUUUCUAAGUGAAAGGCAUAGAGAGUUACCAAUAUUUUAACAUGCAGCAAUAGAUAAAAGAUUGCACUUUUAAAUGGUGUACAAUAUAAAGGAUCAAAUGUACAGCCAUUAAGUUUUAAUUGCUAAAAAAUGCCAAAAUUUUCACUUUUUGAAAGGCAUGAGUGAUAUUUCAAUGGAAUAUAAAGGAGAUGCUUUUCUCUGUUAUCUAAUUAACUGAAUAAUGUCAUAUAAAAAUCAGAAACUAAGUAAUGAAAUUUUAGAAUAACAAUGAAGAAGACAUAAUACAGCGAGAUUUUAUUUAAGAAGUAGAAAACGCAGUGAGAGAAGCGACUUGUUAUCUUAUGGUACUGGAGAAUUAACUAACAAAUAUGCUAAGUCAUUGUGUUUGUUCCGCAAAUAGCUUCAUAUAACAGACGGCCAUCUUUUUGGUAUAUAUAAUUGACAAGAAAUGACAUAUAGAUGUCUUAUUAUGUGUCAAUUUGUGACUUUAAUCCAAAAUAUGUCAUUUAACACUGUUGAAGGGCAACAAGUGCAGAGACAUUUUUUAACUUAUAAAAAUAUUUAUGUUUUAUGUUAAUUUAAUAAUUAAUCUUGCCAUUUGUUUUUAUUUACUCUGAAUUUGUUUUCUUAGAAAUGAUAUCGUCACUCCUCGAAACUCUGUAUAAACUGAUGU
This is a messenger RNA of Ruditapes philippinarum (Manila clam), 2615 nucleotides long. Its product is annotated as glycine receptor subunit alpha-2-like. Gene Ontology annotation, biological process: chloride transmembrane transport; nervous system process; chemical synaptic transmission. Gene Ontology annotation, molecular function: extracellular ligand-gated monoatomic ion channel activity; neurotransmitter receptor activity; chloride channel activity. The transcript is spliced from 10 exons. NCBI's taxonomy places the organism in Eukaryota, Metazoa, Mollusca, Bivalvia, Venerida, Veneridae. The record is from RefSeq and is a predicted model, not a curated record. Gene Ontology annotation, cellular component: membrane; neuron projection; synapse. Bases 145 to 1407 code for a protein of 420 amino acids.